AUGGCAGCCGUUGAAGUUAUGCCUUUUACAACUGCGAGUCCCUCAACAGCAAUGAAUCCCACCUCGACGGAACACGACUACCGCUUCCCCCGAAGGCCCUUUGAGGAGUCUUCGCCCGGGCACAGCCAGAACCAGAGCCAGAACCAGAACACCGCCGACCGUCCAGCCACUGGCAACGGCACAAGCGACAACACCAGCCCCGGCGACCUGCGACUGCAGGAGCUCAACCUUGACCUCGUCAACAGCGGCGGUUCCGCGCAUCACGACCUGUUCAACCCCUCGAUAUUCUCGCCGUUGGAUGAUGGCAACGCCCCGAAACCCGAGAGCCUCGAGCAGAUGCAGCAGAACGACCCUCUAGCCACCCAGAUUUGGCGCUUCUUUAGCAAGACGAAGCAGAACCUGCCCAGCCAAGAGCGCAUGGAAAACUUGACCUGGCGCAUGAUGCACAUGAGACUGCGAAAGCAACAGCAAGAAGAAGAAAUGGCUCGGUAUGUUCCUGGCCCGGACACUCGCUGCGGAUCUUCUAAUAUUUCGAGCAGCCAGAGACAAGCAGCGGCAAUUGAAAACGCUGCAUCUGCGAGUGCUUCCACAUUCUCUUCCAGUAACGCUCUUAAUGCAAACGCGAGCAAUGCUCCAAGUGGCAUUGCUCAGCUUAGAAAAACGUCGGAUCAAAACAUCACUCAGGCCCAAACCGACCCAAUGAAUUUGGAUGACUUCAUCUUCAGUGAGAAUGUGUCGACUCCAGCGGGCUUAUCUGUUGACCCUGCCUCGCCUGAGGCUCAAAAGCAACUAGACGAGAAGGCGGCCCACGCAACAGCUGCUGCUAUCCCUAUCAAAUCCCGCAAGGCCUUACAGCAGCAGCAGCAGCAACAGCAGCAGCAGCGUUUUGUUCCGCAAUCAGUCCCAGUGCCUCCACACAUCCGCGGGCAUCAAGACGAAUUCGGAUACAUCAAUCGCCAUCAUCGUAAGACUAGUAUAGAUGACCGCCGCACCCGCAACCUCAAGCGCCCGGCUGAGUUUUCUCCUCAAGUGCCGGCUACCAACAGUAAUCUGAACUCUAAUGAGUUGGAUGCGGAUGCAGAUGUUCAUGAGUAUUCUCUAGAUCAUUCGCAUUCAGCUGCCGUUGCCUCUGCAUCCCAUCAUCCAGGUGUCCCAUUUGCCCUAGACACCUUCCAGAUGGAGCAUGAUCCCAUUAUCACCUCGGCUGGCCCAUUUCAGCAAAACUUCUCUUUCUCGCCAGGGACGUCACCCAUGGUCACGCACAAUUCAUUCCAGAACAUGUAUAGCCAGUCUGGGCUGGGUCAAGGCUCCAUGAAUGCCAACGACUUCUACUCCCCGCCUGCAUCUGCUUACCAGUCCACUGCAACUACACCACACCCCAUACCCGAGAACGAGAACAUAUUCUUCGGUUCUAUAGAUAUGCGCCAUCAAUCCCACCAGCCCUUCCAGAGUCAUGCCGCAAAUCACAUUUCACAGCAGUUCAUGUAUCAUGGCAACGGUAAUCAAAUGUUUGCACACGGCAGCAAUGCUCCAGAUACAUCAUCUUCCUUCGCACCCACGAACAAUUUCGGGCAUAUCGACCCCACGCAGGUCUUCCAGGAGGAUCACCCGGUGCGAUCGCCCGGUGUGGGCAUGAUGGAGCAUAACAUGUUCAGCUUUGGUGCUGAAUCAGACAAUGAAGAUGAAGGGGGCUCAUUCCCGGAUCGCAACCUCGCGCUUCACCAAGGGUUUUCACCUUCUAUGGAGGAGUCCGGCAUGGACAUGAACAGCUCUAAUGCACUUGGUUGGGACCCAUCGCUGCCUGGCUCUUUUAGCACACAGGCCGCUCGGUAUCCUGGUGGCCCUCCCCGCAAGCAAGUCACAAUUGGCGGUACUACUACCGACUACGUCGACGCCAAUGGUGAUUGGGAUGGGCAGGGCAAUCUUUCCAGGUCUCAUUCUUUCAGAUCAAGUGACAGGCGACAGAAGGUACCGCGAAAUGCGUCCAUAUCUGGUAUUAGCAUGGGUGGCCGUGGCAAUCCGUUCGACAGGCUAGCACAAUCUAAUCCCAACUCUCCGCCCGCCGAUGCAGCCGGUAACGCUUCUGGCUUCUCCUCAGUUGCUCCUAGUCGGCCUGCAUCCCCGCUUGGCUCGAAACAAGGCUCUACAAGCAACUUACAGAAUGCGGCAGGAAACCAGGGGGAUGGCAGCGCUCCCACGACUUGCACGAACUGUUUCACUCAGACAACUCCACUUUGGCGUCGAAAUCCCGAGGGCCAGCCACUAUGUAAUGCAUGCGGUUUGUUUUUGAAACUGCAUGGUGUGGUCCGCCCUCUGAGUCUGAAGACAGACGUUAUCAAGAAACGCAACCGAGGAUCUGGUGCUAAUCUUCCAGUUGGAGGCACGAGUACAAGGUCAAAGAAGGGUCCAGUGGGGACGGCCUCUGGACCAGCUUCGCGCAAGAAUUCGACGUUAGGAAUUUCUACGACGCCCAACAUCACUCAAGCGACAACACCACCUUCGACGACUCGUGGUGGCAGUGCCAAUGAGGGCGAAAGCCCCGCAAGCGGCGGCGCUGGUGCGUCUGGUGGAAACACCGCAGGUAGUACACCAACGAGUUACGCAGGCUCUGCGACCAGUGCAGUAGGCGGCAAGGGUGUCAUUCCGAUCGCAGCAGCUCCCCCCAAGAACACUCCUGGUCCUGGUGCUGCUUCGUCAAUGACACGCAAUGUCGGCACGACUGGCUCCUCCAAGCGUCAGCGGCGCAGCAGCAAGAGCGCUGGAAGCAGCGAACUGACGGGCGGCAUGGAUAUCGACAGUCCUACCAAUUCGACUGGUUCUAAUGAGGCAGCACGAUCUAUUAGCUCAACCAGCGGAUUCAUGGCUGGGAUGCCCAAUCCUGGCAGUGUAGCAUUGACCAAUGGGUUUGGCAUGACGCAACGACCAAUGAUGCCUCCGGGUUUGAUGGGAAUGUCUGGUGCUCCGCCAAACGGGAUGAUGCCACCCGGUGCUGGUGCCGGCCCUCAAGAAUGGGAAUGGCUAACAAUGAGUUUGUAA
This is a messenger RNA of Truncatella angustata, 3036 nucleotides long. RefSeq lists its product as uncharacterized. Gene Ontology annotation, biological process: positive regulation of transcription by RNA polymerase II; negative regulation of transcription by RNA polymerase II. Gene Ontology annotation, molecular function: zinc ion binding; DNA-binding transcription factor activity, RNA polymerase II-specific; RNA polymerase II cis-regulatory region sequence-specific DNA binding. The record is from RefSeq and is a predicted model, not a curated record. Bases 1 to 3036 code for a protein of 1011 amino acids. NCBI's taxonomy places the organism in Eukaryota, Fungi, Ascomycota, Sordariomycetes, Amphisphaeriales, Sporocadaceae. The transcript is spliced from 2 exons.